Coregonus sp. 'balchen' is the source of this 10314-nucleotide messenger RNA. Lineage: Eukaryota; Metazoa; Chordata; Actinopteri; Salmoniformes; Salmonidae. The record is from the annotation of a GenBank genome assembly.
AUGUUUUCCCCGGAGGUGAAGACCCUGUACAACGGCAUCCUGGCCGACAGGAGCACCUCGGUCAACCUGAAGAUCCAGGUGCUGAAGAACUUGCAGACCUACCUGCAGGAGGAGGACUCUCGCAUGCAGGAGGCUGACCAGCAUUGUGAGUAACCAGUACCCACCGCCUGCUCCGAAGCCAACCAACCCACUCGCACACCCUCUUACUGCCUCACAGCCUUUGCAUAGCUUGAUCUGUGCAAUCUGGAGUUCAAACAACAACAACAACAACAGACACACCCCGCCACUGUUUUUGGAGAACAGUUUAGGGAUAUUCCUAAUCCUGUGCCGCACGUGUCAAACAGAGCCUUAAAGGUUUGGUAGCCGUCUUCUCUUUAUUGUGUGUGCUGCUGUGCCUCCAGCCGUGGUGACUCUGUCUGUCUGUCUCCCGUCCUGCAGGGAAGAAGCUGUCCAAGCAGGAGGACCUGAAGGAGAUGGGGGACAUCUCGUCGGGCAUGAGCAGCUCCAUCAUGCAGCUGUACCUCAAGCAAGUUCUGGAGGCCUUCUUCCACACCCAGUCCAGCGUGCGCCACUUUGCCCUCAACGUCAUCGCGCUCACCCUCAACCAGGGCCUCAUCCACCCCGUGCAGGUAAACAAUGCUUGUUUGAAAAAAGAACGCUUUUUGGCAGUCUAUGACCACUCUGAAGUCCUAUCCCCCUCGAGGCUACCGUUUAGGCUUUUUUCUUUACUGGGAGAACAUGGGAAUGAAGUGCCCAUUCCAGAGGAUGUUUUCCUCAUACCAGUGUGUUAGGACAGGGGGUGUUCAACCUUUUCUUGCCCAGGGUCCCCCUCCCAGGCAAACCGGCGACCCAGGGACUCAUCAUACGUUAGCAAAACUUUUUUCAUCAGGUGAAUGAUAAUGGCAAGGAGAAGUAAUCAACAUUUUAAAAAAUGAAAAGAUUUGGUAGAUAAAUUAUUUUGACCUCACCCACAUUUAUCAUUGAAAGAGGAAGUGUAAACUCUGAGCCUAUUAGCCAGAAAGGUAACUCCAAAAGCAACUGCUUGGGAAGCAACUGCUAAGAGCAGCUGUUUAGCUGGUUAAACAAAGGUUAGCCUUACUGUAUGUCCAUGUCAAGAAAGCUUACCAAUAGCCAGCGACACCGGCAGCACUGGUAGCCUAUUUACAGGUAGCCUAUUAACGGGUGCUUUUUCAGUGUAAUUUGCUCAAUAUUAGGAGUUGAGAAUUAAAGUUGACAUCAUUUAGAAAUAAUAUAUCCUCUUUUCUGCUGUAGAUAUGUAAUUCAAACUUUGUUUAUUCUGUUGUUGCUAGCGAUAUUCCUAAAAACAAUUUUUUUUUAAAAUAAAGUUUUAUUUUUUGUAUGUAUAUUUCUCGGACCCCCUUCAGUACCUAGGGAUCCACGGACCCACUGUUGAAUAUCUCUGUGCUAGGAUGUUUUCCUCAUACCAGUGUUUAAAAAAAUAUUUUUUUAUACAAUUCGCAAUUGUUUAUACCGAUCUAAAACGACACAUAAGUCCGCAAUGCUUUAGGCUAGAAACAAGCGGUAAAAUGCCAGAGGAAGAUGCAACUCUGAUGCACAUGGGAAUAUAUUUGGUUUGUCUCUGACGUUCAGAAGCUGAGCUAUGACCUGAAGUCGAGGAGUCAAAGAAAUGUGACUUUGCUUGGGAAGUAAUCUAAUACAGUGUGACUUGCUAUCAAUUGAUUGAAUCACUAUAUGUAAGAUAUGAUGUAUAAUUAAAUUGAGGGUUCAUAUAAAUUAUCAUAAAACAUAUUUGGUAGCGAAAUAAUAUUUAGGGAAAUCGGGUCUUAAGUUUAUUUUCUAUCUAUUAUUAUUAUUUAUUUAUUUAUUUAUUUAUUAUUAUUAUUAUCAAAUAGCCUACCUAAAAUAUGUCAUGAGUCUUGUUGAAUUACAUAGAAUUGCAGGAAAUUAGGUUCAAAAAAAAGUUUUGUUAAAGGAGGGGGUAUUUUUUCAGAUGUGAAAAGGGGGCCCUGUUAGGAUGUGUUCCUCUGACCCUUAGGAUUUUUCCUCUGACCACUUUAGGAUGUUUUCCUCUGAACCCAUUAGGAUGUCUUCCUCAGACCACUCUUAGGAAGUUUUCCUCAGACCACUCUUAGGAUGUUUCCCUUGAACCACUUAGGAUGUUUCCUCAGACCCCAUUAGGAGUUUUCCUCAGAACCCCACUUAGGAUGUUUUUCGCAGACCCCAUUGGAAUUUUCGCAGACCCCACCAUUAGGAUGUUUUCGGCAGACCCCACUUAGGAUGUUUUCCGCAGACCCACUUAGGAUGUUUUCCGCAGACCCCACUUAGGAUGUUUUCCGCAGACCCACUUAGGAUGUUUUCCGCGACCCCACUAGGAUGUUUUCGCAACCCCACUUAGGAUGUUUUCCUCAGACCCCACACUUAGGAUUGUUUUCCUCAGACCCACUUAGGAUGUUUUCCGCAGCCCCACUUAGGAUUUUCCUCAGACCCCACUAGGAUGUUUUCCUCAGACCCAUUUAAAGGAGUUUUUCCGCAGACCCACUUAGGAUGUUUUCUCACUCACAGUGGUCUUCUUUUCUCCUGUGGAAACCUACCUUCAUCGCCAUGGGAACAGACCGGAGCCCAGUAUGAGAAACAAAGCGGACCAGCAGUUGGUUGAGAUCGACAAAAGUACACUGAUUCAUUCACGUGAGUCCAUGCUCGAGAAACGGUAGCAAACGUUCUCCCCAUUGUCCUCAACUAACUUCUACCCUCACAUUCAAAGGUGGUUAACCCUGCGUUUGAACUCCCUCACCGGGUGACCAAAGGAUGCAUCCCAUUGGCACCUAUUCCCUAUAUAUGCACGACCUUUGCACCAGAGCCCUAUCGUCCUUGGUUUAAGUCGUAUUGGGCGCCAUUUGGAGCAACCAAAGGGGUGGUUUCAGCCUCUAGCUGACGGAGUUCUCCCCUCUACGAUGUUAGCCUUAAUGUGCAUCACAGUUUUCUCAACCAAGCUGCUUACCUAUUGCAGGCAUCAUGGGUCCGCAAGGCUACCGGGGUUCGGCGGCGGACCACAAGCUGGUUUUUAGACAUGUUUGCAAGGUAUUUUGGUCAAAACAAAAGUUUCUCAAUACUUGUUAUAUACCCUUUGUUGGCAAUGACACAGGUCAAACGUUUUCUAUAAGUCUUCACAAGGUUUUCACACACUGUUGCUGGUAUUUUGGCCAUUCCUCCAUGCAGAUCUCCUCUAGAGCAGUGAUGUUUUGGGGCUGUCGCUGGGCAACACGGACUUUCAACUCCCUCCAAAGAUUUUCUAUGGGGUUGAGAUCUGGAGACUGCUAGGCCACUCCAGGACCUUGAAAUACUUCUUACGAAGCCACUCCUUCGUUGCCCGGGCGGUGUGUUUGGGAUCAUUGUCAUGCUGAAAGACCCAGCCACGUUUCAUCUUCAAUGCCUUGGUGAUGGAAGGAGGUUUUCACUCAAAAUCUCACGAUACAUGGCCCCAUUCAUUCUUUCCUUUACACGGAUCAGUCGUCCUGGUCCCUUUGCAGAAAAACAGCCCCAAAGCAUGAUGUUUCCACCCCCAUGCUUCACAGUAGGUAUGGUGGUCUUUGGAUGCAACUCAGCAUUCUUUGUCCUCCAAACACGACGAGUUGAGUUUUUACCAAAAAGUUCUAUUUUGGUUUCAUCUGACCAUAUGACAUUCUCCCAAUCCUCUUCUGGAUCAUCCAAAUGCACUCUAGCAAACUUCAGACGGGCCUGGACAUGUACUGGCUUAAGCAGGGGGACACGUCUGGCACUGCAGGAUUUGAGUCCCUGGCGGCGUAGUGUGUUACUGAUGGUAGACUUUGGUCCCAGCUCUCUGCAGGUCAUUCACUAGGUCCCCCCGUGUGGUUCUGGGAUUUUUGCUCACCGUUCUUGUGAUCAUUUUGACCCCACGGGGUGAGAUCUUGCGUGGAGCCCCAGAUCGAGGGAGAUUAUCAGUGGUCUUGUAUGUCUUCCAUUUCCUAAUAAUUGCUCCCACAGUUUAUCUUCAAACCAAGCUGCUUACCUAUUGCAGAUUCAGUCUUCCCAGCCUGGUGCAGGUCUACCAUUUUGUUUCUGGUGUCCUUUGACAGCUCUUUGGUCUUGGCCAUAGUGGAGUUUGGAGUGUGACUUUUUGAGGUUGUGGACAGGUGUCUUUUAUACUGAUAACAAGUUCAAACAGGUGCCAUUAAUACAGGUAACGAGUGGAGGACAGAGCAGCCUCUUAAAGAAGAAGUUACAGGUCUGUGAGAGCCAGAAAUCUUGCUUGUUUGUAGGUGACCAAAUACUUAUUUUCUACCAUAAUUUGCAAAUAAAUUCAUUAAAAAUCCUACAAUGUGAUUAUCUGGUUUUUUUUUUCUCAAUUUGUCUGUCAUAGUUGACGUGUACCUAUGAUGAAAAUUACAGGCCUCUCUCAUCUUUUUAAGUGGGAGAACUUGCACAAUUGGUGGCUGACUAAAUACUUUUUUUCCCCACUGUAUAUUCCUAGGUCCCUCAAAUUAAACAAAAUCAAGCUGGUGUUGUAUUUACUAUAGGCUAUCUCAAUUUAAAAAAAGUUUUUAAAGGAGGGGGUAUUUUUCAGAUGUGAAAAGGGGGCCCUGUUAGGAUGUUUUCCUCUGACCCCACUUAGGAUGUUUUCCUCUGACCCCACUUAGGAUGUUUUCCUCUGACCCACUUAGGAUGUUUUCCUCUGACCCCACUUAGGAUGUUUUCCUCUGACCCCACUUAGGAUGUUUUCCGCAGACCCCACUUAGGAUGUUUUCCGCAGACCCCACUUAGGAUGUUUUCCGCAGACCCCACUUAGGAUGUUUUCCGCAGACCCCACUUAGGAUGUUUUCCGCAGACCCCACUUAGGAUGUUUUCCGCAGACCCCACUUAGGAUGUUUUCCGCAGACCCCACUUAGGAUGUUUUCCGCAGACCCCACUUAGGAUGUUUUCCGCAGACCCCACUUAGGAUUUUUCCUCUGAACCCACUUAGGUUGUUUUCCUCUGAACCCACUUAGGAUGUUUUCCUCAGACCCCACUUAGGAUGUUUUCCUCAGACCCCUACUUAGGAUGUUUUCCUCAGACCCCACUUAGGAUGUUUUCCUCAGACCCCACUUAGGAUGUUUUCCUCAGACCCCACUUAGGAUGUUUUCCUCAGACCCCACUUAGGAUGUUUUCCGCAGACCCCACUUAGGAUGUUUUCCGCAGACCCCACUUAGGAUGUUUUCCGCAGACCCCACUUAGGAUGUUUACCGCAGACCCCACUUAGGAUGUUUUCUGCAGACCCCACUUAGGAUGUUUUCUGCAGACCCCACUUAGGAUGUUUUCCUCAGACCCCACUUAGGAUGUUUUCCUCAGACCACUCUUAGGAUGUUUUCCUCAGACCCCACUUAGGAUGUUUUCCUCAGACCCCACUUAGGAUGUUUUCCGCAGACCCCACUUAGGAUGUUUUCCGCAGACCCCACUUAGGAUGUUUUCCUCAUACCAGUGUGUCUUCUUUUCUCCAGUGUGUACCGUACCUCAUCGCCAUGGGAACAGACCCCGAGCCCAGUAUGAGAAACAAAGCGGACCAGCAGUUGGUUGAGAUCGACAAGAAGUACACCGGAUUCAUUCACGUGAGUCCAUGCUCGAGAAACGGUAGCAAACGUUUCCCCAUUUGUCCUCAAACUAACUCCUCCCUCACAUUUCAAAGGUGGUUAACCCCGCGUUUGAACCCCUCACCGAGUGACCAAAGGAUGCAUCCCAAUUGGCACCCUAUUCCCUAUAUAGUGCACGAACUUUGACCAGAGCCCUAUCGUCCUUGGUUAAAAGUCGUAUAGGGCGCCAUUUGGGAUGCAGACCCAAAAGGCUGGUGUUUACCAGCUUUAGCUGACGACGUGUCUCCCCUCUACAGAUGAAGGCAGUGGCUGGGAUGAAGAUGUCCUACCAGGUGCAGCAGGCCAUCAUGGCGUCCCGCAAGGGCAUCAUCCGGGGCUUCCGGCAGGACGAGACCACCUCGGCCCUCUGCGCCCACCUCUUCUCCAUGGUCCGAGGGAACCGGCAGCACCGGCGAGCCUUCCUCAUCUCCCUGCUCAACCUGUUUGACGACAGCUCCGUGAGUCUCCUCGUACCAAACCCCAACCCCGCCUCUUUAUCAAUCCACUUUUUGCUUGCUAGUUUGUAUUAUGUUUUCUUACUGAGUUGGCCAGGUCUCUCUUCUGAUAGGCUUCCUGGGUAAAUAAAGGUUAAAGAAAAUAAAAAAUACUAUUGUUUCUAAGUCAAAUGUUAUUUGUCACGUGCAGAAUACAACGGGUGUAGAUAUUACAGUGAAAUGCUUGCUUACAAAGCCUUCCCAACUAUGCAGAGUAAAACUAUAAUAGGAACAGGAAGAAUAAAAUACACCAGAAUGGAGCUGUAUACAGGAAGUACCAGUACCGGAUCAAUGUGGAGCUAUAUACAGGAAGUACCAGUACCGGAUCAAUGUGGAGCUAUAUACAGGAAGUACCAGUACCGGAUCAAUGUGGAGCUAUAUACAGGAAGUACCAGUACCGGAUCAAUGUGGAGCUAUAUACAGGAAGUACCAGUACCAGAUCAAUGUGGAGCUAUAUACAGGGAGUACCAGUACCAGAUCAAUGUGGAGCUAUAUACAGGGAGUACCAGUACCAGAUCAAUGUGCAGAGGUACGAGUUAUUUGAGGUAGAUAUGUACAUGAAGGCAGGGUAAAGUCACUAGGCGUCAGGAUAGAUAAUAAUAAGGUAUUUGAGGUAGAUAUGUCCAUGAAGGCAGGGUAAAGUGACUAGGCAUCAGGAUAGAUAAUAAUAAGGUAUUGAGGUAGAUAUGUACAUGAAGGCAGGGUAAAGUGACGAGGCAUCAGGAUAGAUAAUAAUAAGGUAUUUGAGGUAGAUAUGUACAUGAAGGCAGGGUAAAGUGACUAGGCAUCAGGAUAGAUAAUAAUAAGGUAUUUGAGGUAGAUAUGUACAUGAAGGCAGGGUAAAGUGACGAGGCAUCAGGAUAGAUAAUAAUAAGGUAUUUGAGGUAGAUAUGUACAUGAAGGCAGGGUAAAGUGACGAGGCAUCAGGAUAGAUAAUAAUAAGGUAUUGCGGUAGAUAUGUACAUGAAGGCAGGGUAAAGUGACUAGGCAUCAGGAUAGAUAAUAAUAAGGUAUUGAGGUAGAUAUGUACAUGAAGGCAGGGUAAAGUGACUAGGCAUCAGGAUAGAUAAUAAGAGUAACAAUAAAGAACAGAGAAGCAGCAGCAUAUGAUGAGUGUGAAAGUGUGUUGUCGGUAUGUGUGUGUGUGUGUGUGUAGUGUGUGUGUGUUGUCGGUAUGUGUGUGUAUGUGUGUUGUCGGUGUGUUUGUGCGCGUUCUACUGACGGUUUGUGUCUCUUGUGCCCCUGCAGAAGACUGACGUGAACAUGCUGCUGUUCAUAGCAGACAACCUGGCCUGUUUCCCCUUCCAGAGCCAGGAGGAACCCCUCUUCAUCAUGCACCAUAUAGACAUCACACUGUCUGUGUCCGGGAGCAACCUGCUGCAGACCUUCAAAGAGGUCAGACGCACGCACGCGCACGCACGCACGCACGCACACACACACAAAAGCAAACACACAAACGCAAACCUUUGCACUCUUAACAUGAUCAAAUAUACUUGUCGAGACACACACACACACACAGUACCCAUUCAGAAUUCACACAAAUAGGCAGUUUGUUUGUUGGCUAUUCUUCAUUUGUUGACAGAUGCCCCGCUCUCAUUCUCUCCCCAGUCUCUGUUGAAGGAGCCGCGGCGUCGCGAGCCCAAAGUUAAAAAGGAGCACCAUUGGAAGAACGGCUCUGGCGGGGAGGAGGACGAGGACAAGGAGGAGAACUGUGACUCCCCCAGGAGCGAUGAAAACUCGAACCCUGAUGAUGAUGAUGAUGAUGAUGGUGAGGUGGUGCGGCGGCGGCCUAAGAAGUCCAAGAGGCCGGUGGUCGUGGAGGACCCCAGCUCUGAGUCGGAUUUGGACCUGGAAGACCUGGACGUGGAAGAUGUGGACCGGGUGAUGCGGCGGCUGCCUGAGAACGCCACGCCGCUCCUGGAAUUUGCCAAUGCCUCACAGGGCAUCCUGCUGCUCCUCGUGCUCAAACAGCACCUCAAGAACCUCUACAACUUCUCAGACAGGUGUAUAUAACAUAACCUAUAAUAACAAUUACAGGUGCCUCACACAUGACAUCCCUAUUAAGGUUUAUAGGCAAAUCUGGGUUCAAAUACUAUUCUAAAUCCUUUCAAAUACUCCUGUUUGGUUAAAGCAAAUGAUUUUGAAUAGUAUUUGAACCCAGUUCUGUUUAGAUGCGCAUUUAGGAUGGUUCAAACAUAAAGUGCUCAAUCUCUCAAAUGUAUCGAUGUUGAAUUGAUUGUCAACUGGCUAUGACAAACACCUUUUGAACUCCCCUUGAUCACUCAUUUGAUUGAUUGAUUGAUGUGGCUAUAGACUUAAGAUAAUUAAUGCACAACUUACUCACUUUCUCCUUGUCUGCAGCAAAAUCCAGAAGUACUCACCGACGGAGUCGGCCAAGGUGUACGACAAGGCGGUGAACAGGAAGACCAACGUCCACUUCAAGCCCCGACAGACCAUCGACUUCCUGUCCAACAACUGGGCCAACGUGGUUCUCACUCACGACAUCAAGAAGAGGAUAGUCAAGCAGUACCUGGACGUGAGUGUUUACACACUGGCACCACCUGCAUGUCCCAAUCAUGGAAUUUUACUGCCACUACUUUCUAGCCAGUCAUUUUGAGGUCCCUUUUCAACAUUUUCAAGUCUUCACUACUUUGUAGCAUCAAUUUACGAAUCGGAAGAAAAUGCGCAUUACGAAAGCAAACGUGCACAUGGAAUGACCCGAUAAUCCUCUGCCUCUCUUGUGUCCCACUAGUUCAAAACCCUGAUGGAACACUUGGACCCAGAUGAGGAGGACGAGGAAGGGGAGGCGGCACAGGCCAGCGCCAACAUCCGAAACAAAGCCAUAAACGCACUGCUGGGAGGGGCCGGCCACGGGCAUCUUGCACCAGUAGAGUACGAUGAGGAUGACGAGAGUGACGGAGAUGAGAGAAUCCCUGGGGUGAGACCCACAGCCAAGCUUUUCCUUUACCAGCCUUUACCGCUAAAUACAAUAGUGCCUUCAGAAAGUAUUCACACCCCUUGAUUUAUUCCACAUUUUGUUGUUACAGCCUGAAUUUAAAAUGGAUCACUGGCCUACACACAAUAGCCCCAUAAUGUCAAAGUGAAAUAUGUAUUUAGAAAUGUUUACAAAUUUAAUUAAAAUUGAAACGCUGAAAUGUUUUGAGUCUAAGUAUUCAACCGCUUUGUUAUGGCAAGCCUAAAUAAUACACAUUUAUAAAACAGGCAUUGAAUAUCCCUUUGAUGGCUGCAUCAUGUUAUGGGUAUGCUUGUAAUUGUUAAGGACAGGGGAGUUUUUCAGGAUAAAUAAGAAACUGAAUGGAGCUAAGCACAGGCACAAUCCUAGAGGAAAACCUGGUUCAGUCUACUUUCCACCAGACACUGGGAGAUUAAUUCACCUUUCAGCAGGACAAUAACCUAAAACACAAGGCCAAAUCUUCACAGGAGUUGCUGACCAAGAGGACAGUGAAUGUUCCUGAGUGGCCGAGAUAUAAUUUCGACUUAAAUCUACUUAAAAAUGUAUGGCAAGACCUGAAAAUGGUUUUCUAGCAAUGAUCAACAACCAAUUUGACAGAGAUUGAAGCAUUUUGAAAAGAAUAAUGGGCAAAUAUUGCACAGUCCAGGUGUGGAAAGCUCGUGUGGAAAGCUCUUAGAGACUUACCCAAAAAGACUCAAAGCUGUAAUCGCUGCCAAAGGUGAUUCUAACAUGUAUUGACUCGGGGUUGAAUACUUAUCUAAUCAAGAUAUAUUAGUGUUUUUUAUUUUCAUGAAUGUUUUACAAAUGUUAGAAUUUUCCUUCCACUUUAACAGAGUAUUUUGUAUAGAUUGUUGACAAAAAAUGACAAUGAAAUCUCUUCUCUCCUCAGUCCUCUCGGCGGGCGAAACGUACAGGGGACCCCGGGAACCUGAACGAGAGCGUGGACUCUAUGGACGUCAUCGCCAUCCAUUGCCCCAAGCACAAGGACCGUCCGCAGCUCGCCCGGGUCAUCCAGAAGAUCAGCACAAGCUACAGCGUGCACUGGAUGUCCGGCUCCUACUCUGGCCCCUGGGCCGAUGCCAAGAAACGGGACGGACGCAAAACGGUGCCUUGGGUGGACACUAUUAAGGAGUCUGACAUCAUUUACAAAAAAAUCGCCUUGACCAGUAACCACAAACUGAGUAACAAAGUGGCGCAGACUUUACGGUCACUGUACGCUGCCAAGGAGGGGACUUCCAGUUAA